AGCCCAGAGUUGCUUCACAUCACGUAUGAGUAUCAGAAAUAUGGUGUUGGGUUGAGCCAGGGAGCUUGUGCAUUAUAGAGUCGGUUUAAAUCAAGAUCUGUCAGGGACUCGCAGGACGAAAAGAGAAGAGGCAAGUAGGUGAAGAUAAAGAGGGAAACUUCUUUACUUGGAUGGUUCUGAAACUCGAUAGUCAGAGAGAUUGAAGCCAUGGCAACAAUUUAUUGAAAGGCUGGCAAAAAAAAAUUUUCUGGCUAUAUGUUUGUACGAGUUGGCGAACUUGUCAGGCUACGACAUGCUAUAUUAUCUGAACAUUAGGUAUAAAUGUUAAAAAAAAUGAUUUAGUGGUUAAUACGAGUUAAGUUCAUAACUAAAUCGAAGCCACGCUGAGAUGAAGAUGCGAGGAAAUGAUUUUGGAGCAGUUGAUACCAGAAACACUUUUGCAACCUAAUUCAUUGAAGCAGGCACAGUUGCACAUGCAUGUCCGUAGCAUUUCUAUGCCAGAAGAGGUAUAAAGACGUAGUGGAGAUGGUCGUACCAAUCCACAUAUUAGGGUCUUUAGAAGGAUUUGGAGGGAGAGUAGUUAGCUUCAUCGAUAUAAAUAUCUGUUGAAUAACCAAUCAGUCCAUGGACAAGAGUUGCUCCUGGAGUUCUAUUAUCAAUGGCUCUCCCGAAGGUUGCUUUCGGUUUCAUUGUAAUGAGUGUUCUAUCAUUCACUAGCUCCCUAGCUUACCCUGGUUUCUUUCGUUGGGGUGGUACUGGCCCUGCAGGCGGUGGCUCUUUUGGUCUGUUUCCUGAAUUUUAUCAGUUUUCAUGCCCUCAAGCCAAUGAAGUUGUCAUGUCUGUCCUGAAGAAGGCGAUUGCAAAGGAGCCUAGGAUGGCUGCCUCAUUGCUAAGGCUUCAUUUUCAUGAUUGCUUUGUGCAGGGCUGUGAUGCGUCAGUGUUGUUGGACGAUAGUGCAACAAUAGUGAGUGAAAAGAAUUCUGCACCAAACAGGAACUCCAUUAGAGGAUUUGAAGUGAUUGAUGAAAUCAAGACCAAGUUAGAAGAAGCAUGCCCUCAGAUUGUCUCAUGUGCUGAUAUACUUGCCUUGGCCGCUCGUGGCUCCACUGUACUAACUGGCGGACCUUAUUGGGAGCUUCCACUUGGAAGAAGAGACUCCAGGGGCAGUCUCAGUGGCGCUAACACCAACAUUCCACCACCCAACUCCACCGUCCAAAACCUGAUAACAUUUUUCAAGCGUCAGGGCCUUAAUAAGGUUGAUCUUGUUGCACUCUCAGGAGGCCAUACAAUUGGGGUGGCAAGAUGUGUGACCUUCAAGCAGAGGCUGUACAAUCAAAAUGGGCAAAACCAACCUGAUGAGACUCUAGAGAAAACCUACUACUUAGGGUUGAAGUCAGUUUGCCCAAGAUCAGGUGGUGACAAUAACAUCUCCCCCUUGGACUUUUCCUCUCCUGUAAAAUUUGACAACAGCUACUUCAAGCUUAUUCUGAGUGGUAAAGUGCUUCUCACUUCCGACGUAGUGCUUUUCACAGGGAACAUUGGGGACGCUAUGGAAUUGGUUAGAAGCUAUGCUGAGGAUGAGGGCCUCUUCUUUCAUCAAUUUGCCAAGUCAAUGGUCAAGAUGGGAAACAUCAAUCCUCUGACUGGUUUUCAUGGUGAAAUUAGGAAGAAUUGUCGCCGUGUUAACUAAGGGCCUGUAUUAUGCAUUUAAAUAAAUGAUAACCAAUUAUUCAGUGUC
Hevea brasiliensis (rubber tree) is the source of this 1738-nucleotide messenger RNA. Its product is annotated as peroxidase 9. Gene Ontology annotation, biological process: response to oxidative stress; hydrogen peroxide catabolic process. Gene Ontology annotation, molecular function: peroxidase activity; heme binding. Lineage: Eukaryota; Viridiplantae; Streptophyta; Magnoliopsida; Malpighiales; Euphorbiaceae. The record is from RefSeq and is a predicted model, not a curated record.